GCAGCCAUUCGGUUUACUAAAUCACUUUCAUCCCAUUCCCAUCCGCCGCCUGCUCUGCCCAUCUCACCGUCUCGUCAUUGUUAUCCAUACACAGGAUUGACCACUUUCUGUGUAGGCGACGUGUACGGUGUGCCAUCCAGUCUGUGAUCGUAAACGUCUUGCUGGCGUUCUAGAUCUAAGAGGUACCACGGCUCGGCUGCUUACCCAAAGCAUCGCUAUAACUUCGAAUCCCGAUACCAUUCGUGUGCUUGAUAAAAGCCCUGUUCCUACCACCGCCCUGUCCUUUCGUUACCUGUCGCAGAACAUCGGACCUGUCUCUCUCCCUUCGCACACUUCGCUUUAUCUGUCUGGCUUCUUCUGUCCUUACCGUCUUCGACGCCACCGCCAGUCAACCGCUCUCCACCAUCUGUUCAUCUGGCUCUAUACCAUUAUCGUGUAGUCCACCGUUACCGCUUGUUCGCGUUCGCAUCGUCCAGUUCAACCGGGACUGCUGUCCCCAAAUCCGUCAGCCACGCUAGGAAGACUUCAAAGUGCCGCCAAAGGGGACGGAGAACCGGGCACGAAUAUGGCGGCGUCGGUAGCCCACUCUCCGUCUUCCCGAAAAGAUUUGUCAUCUUUUCCCUCUAAUCCAGCCGUCGUGGGUGCUUUUGCAGGGAAUUUUAUGGCUACAGACAGUGCCCUACAAUCCUCCCCAUUCGUGGCUGCGCAAAGAGAUGGUCUACCUUCUACAUCGCUAAAGAGAACAGGUUCCUUUGCCACUCCGGCACGUCCCCGACGAUGCAGAGACCUUCAAGACCCUCCUAAUAAGCCAUCGUCCCUUCCUCGACCUAUCCGUAGUACAUUUGCAAACUUUAGCCAAAGCCUGGACCCAGCAUCCGUUUCGGAAGCAAUGGAAACAGACCCGAUUACGGAGCAACCUGAUCAUCAACAACAUUCCACUUGGUCUUCAUUCACGCUACCAUCUGCCGCAAUAGCAUCACUCGCGCCUUCUCAUCAGCUGCAAAACUUUGCCGUACCCUCACCUAUGCCGCCAAAAACCACCACAGAUCCUUUUGCGUGGCAUCAAAGCUCUACCGUGCCCGACACGCCUUCAGCAAAUGACCACCGGUUUGGUUCUAAUUACACAACUCACUUUAUUCACAAGCGGACAGCUUCGGCGCAAUCCGAACCCGAUAUGUCCCAGGACCGAAGUGCAACAGCUUUCUUUACUCCCCAAACAAAGCUCGUGAAGCCAAAUCCAGCCGCUUUCCACUCGACUGGUCUCUUGUCGAAAAAGAACCGGCCACGCCCUUCCAUUUCUAAACCGAUGCCUGAGACUCCCUUGAAAAAGGGAUCUCACUAUCCGCAGUACAGAAGCGCAGGCGGAAGCAAUGUUUUCAAGAGUUCUGCACCGGCCACGGCCCCUCCGGCCACAACAGCACCUGUUCCUGGAACGCCAACCUCUGGGUUGCCUCCCACCCCUACGCGAUUCCCUCCUAGCUCUAUCAAGGCGAAACACUAUCGCAGCCCGCUGCAGGAGUCCCCCAUAAAGAAUGCCAAAAAGCCACAUCUGAAUGGAGAUGAUUUUGGCUCGCCAACAGCCUCUAGGUCCUUUUGGGAUAUGGGGGGCGAUUUAGGGACCAAAGAUAGCCCCAGUAGAAUGGCUAUAUGUACAGCACAAUCAUCGUUUGCCCGAAACCUAGACCCCACGCAUAGUCCUAGCACUGAGCGAUCCAGGGUCCGCAGCCUCUCCUCCCCAGCAACCCAGGCGUCGUCGCUGUUUGCAGCUCAUUUUAACCACGAGCAGUCCUUCCACAACAAUGAAAACCAUACACCUUUGAAGUCUUCAAUGUCUCUUGAGAAUAUCUUCUCGACCGAUGAUAGCAUGUCAAUAGGGCGAGGCAUCUUUAACGUUGCAGGUCAAAAAGGCAGCGAUAUGAUGGACUGCGACGACGAUGUCCAUACACCAACGACCGCACUGCCACCGUCGCCAGCCGGACUUAAUAUAUCACGACAUUCUGUGCUCAAAGCGUACAGCCAUUUGGUCACGCCAUACCCUGUUUUUCUGACAGCAGAGUACUUUCAACGACUGCGUGAACGGGCCGGAAAUCCACCGUCCCCAAAUAAAUCGGAGGUCAAUGGUGUUCAUCCAGACUACCUUGAUGCGAAUUUCCGUAUCCUUGCAAGACUAGGACGCGGAUCAUUCGCUGAUGCAUACAAGGUGCAAAGCAAGGCUGAUGGAAAUAUCUAUGCUGUGAAGAAGACGAGGCAAUCGUUUACUGGAUACAAGGACGGGCUUGCCAAGUUGGAGGAAGUUGAGAUACUCUGGGCUAUUGGAUAUAACCCGCACUGUGUCAGUCUUGUCAAUGCUUGGGUACAAUACGGCUAUCUCUAUUUGCAGACAGAGCUCUGUGAAGGUGGCAGCCUACAUGCCUACCUGGAGGAUCACUGCCGGGACUCAUCACUUGAUGAAUAUCGGACUUGGCGCAUAUUAUCUGAUAUUGCUCUGGGCUUGAAGCACAUACAUGAGUUGAAUCUUGUCCACCUCGAUAUCAAACCAGGCAAUAUAUUCAUUACAGCCAAUGGGUCUCUGAAAAUUGGCGACUUUGGUCUCGCAUCAAGAUCUCCAGUGCCUCGAGGCGAUGACCGAGAAGGAGACCGAACCUACAUAGCACCCGAGAUUCUUCGAGACGCUAUGUUUGGCAAACCUGCAGAUGUCUUCAGUCUUGGUCUAAUCAUUUUGGAGAUCACCGCCAAUGUCAUUUUGCCUGAGAACGGCCCAUACUGGCAUAAAUUACGACAAGGGGAUCUGUCAGAGAUUAACUUUGGAGAAGACGUAUCGCCGGCUCUUGUAGAUUUGAUUCGAAGUAUGCUCGAUCCUGAUCCUGCUAUGAGACCAACUGUCGAGGCCAUCCUUACGCAUCCGUACCUGGCCCAAAUCAUGUCGAACCAUAGUGUCGAUGGGCCACUUGCGGUCCCGCCAAAAGCUUGAGGAAGGGCAUGUCGGCUUGUCUGUUGCGUUGGUGUUGGGCUUACAAUCUUGAACAGUUUCAUCUUUUUGGCGGAGGCAUCCUUACGAUCUUGGGUGUGCCUAUAUGGAUGCUUAGGUUGGGGCACCUUUUUUUUGGACAUUAUAUUCGGGAGCAUUUCAUCUUUGGUUGAGGGGCUUUGUGCCGUCGUGUAGAUUAGUUAUUUGGGAAGACGUAGCUAAAAGCUACCAGAGGAAUAUAUCCUCUCUUGGGCUGAAAUGUGUGUAAGCGAUACUUUUUUUUAUGCUAUCAGACACGGAAACAGAAGUACACAUUGUUUGCAG
Molecule: messenger RNA, 3292 nt
Organism: Spizellomyces punctatus DAOM BR117
Lineage: Eukaryota; Fungi; Chytridiomycota; Chytridiomycetes; Spizellomycetales; Spizellomycetaceae
Product: WEE protein kinase
Exons: 10
Coding region: 566-2971 (801 amino acids)
Biological process (GO): protein phosphorylation
Molecular function (GO): ATP binding; protein kinase activity
Source: RefSeq, a predicted model, not a curated record